Molecule: messenger RNA, 1386 nt
Organism: Amborella trichopoda
Lineage: Eukaryota; Viridiplantae; Streptophyta; Magnoliopsida; Amborellales; Amborellaceae
Product: Mitochondrial inner membrane translocase complex, subunit Tim44-related protein
Cellular component (GO): mitochondrion
Source: RefSeq, a predicted model, not a curated record
CCCAUUAGUCAAAAAUUCAAUUAAAUCACUGCCUUUUUUCGACCUAUUUUCAUGGCUUUUUCAAGGCUGAAUGCUCUACGAAAUGCCCACAAGACCGUAAAUCUCUGCAAAACCCUAACUUUCCAACCCCCAUAUUCACCACUGAAUGGAAGCCAUGGGAGUUUCUUGAUAAAAGGUACAAGAUUUUGCAGAGGAGUGGAUCAUUUGAAUGCCACAUCUGAAACCACUUCAUAUGGUAUUGGUUACAGAAGCAUAGGAUCGCCUUCUUUUAACUUAUUCAAUGGUUUUUCAAGGAGUCUGGAGAAUGCAAAGUUGCUUCAUUCUGCAGUGGUUGGUGACUUGCUUGAUACUGUUAACCACAAAGGGUUUAGCACAGUGCAAGCAAAAGCUCCUCCUCAAGCGAGACAAACUGGGGCCUUGAAGGUGUCCAUCGUGAGCCCAGGAUUCAUAUAUGAGCCAUAUGAGCGUCGCGAACCAAUCUCAUUCUGGAGAAGAUGGUUCACAAGAAGAGGUUGGAAAAGGACAAAAGAGGACAUGUUUUUGGAGCUCAAGAGUGCCUAUGCUGUUGCAAAAUUAAGGAAGUUAAAAGGAUACUCCAAACAACAAUUCUACAAUGAGGCUAUACAAUUAUACAAAGAGAUAAACACUCUGAUGGCGAAAGGCGAUAAAACAUUACUGAGGAAAUUUGUCACAGAGAAUAUGUAUUCUAUCCUCAAGAAUGAGAUUAAGCAACGAGAAUCAAUGUGGAGUAGCGUGUAUUGGGAAAUGAUUGGACCUGCUGUAAAAGUACGCACAUUACGGGCUCGAAUGAUUGGUGUGGAUAAAAAUGAUCUCAAUAAGGGGUUUAUUCAGCUGACUCUUGAGAUUCUAACCAAACAGAAGUUUGCAGCCUAUGAUUCCAAAGGCACUCUUAUCUCUGGUGACAAAACAAAGGAGGUUCUUGUACGUGAUAUAUGGGUAUUUGAGAGAUCUCUUUUCCACUCUGGAGCAUACUGGCGUCUUUGUGGACGGAUAGCAGUGUAGAUCAUCAUAAGCUAAGUGGGAUGCAGGUUUGAACUCUUAAUCAUGAAUCAUUCUCGAUCUUAAACAGCCAUCAGUUGGGGGAGAGGAUAUUAUGAAACUGAAGGGCAAUUUUAUUUAACAAACUGCUCUUUCAUGGGUGUGGAUGAGAUUUGCAGUGACUUUUUUUGUUUGGUGAUGGCCUUUUAGUAAAAUGGCAUCUUCAUUUUUGGCAAGUUUAGCAUAUUUCAAAUGGAUAAUUUUCUUUUUCCUUUUGUAGUGGGAAAUAAAUGUCUUAUUGUUCAGUCCUGUUAUGCUCUCUUUUACAUUUUAAAAGCAUGGUCUUUUUUUUCCUUUUAUAGCGGGAAAUAAAUGUCUUAUCGUUCA